Neopsephotus bourkii (Bourke's parrot) is the source of this 1447-nucleotide messenger RNA. RefSeq names its product citrate synthase (gene CS). Gene Ontology annotation, cellular component: mitochondrial matrix. NCBI's taxonomy places the organism in Eukaryota, Metazoa, Chordata, Aves, Psittaciformes, Psittacidae. Gene Ontology annotation, biological process: tricarboxylic acid cycle; carbohydrate metabolic process; citrate metabolic process. The coding region runs from base 25 to 1434 and encodes 469 amino acids. The transcript has 11 exons. The record is from RefSeq and is a predicted model, not a curated record.
CCGCCCGGUGCCGCCGUUCCCGCCAUGACGCUCCUCGCCGCCGGCACCCGCGCGGCCGCGCGCCUCCGCGGGCCCAAGAACCCCCCCUGCGUCCUCUUCGCCGCCCGCCGCGCCAGCGCCGCUACGAACCUGAAGGACGUCCUGGCCUCCAUGAUCCCCAAGGAGCAGGCGAAGAUCAAGAGCUUCCGGCAGCAGCACGGCAGCACGGCCAUCGGCCAGAUCACGGUGGAUAUGGUGUACGGCGGGAUGAGGGGCAUGAAGGGGCUCAUCUACGAGACCUCGGUGCUGGAUCCCGAUGAGGGCAUCCGCUUCCGGGGGUACAGCAUCCCCGAGUGCCAGAAGCUGCUGCCCAAAGCCCCGGGGGGCGAGGAGCCGCUGCCCGAGGGGCUCUUCUGGCUGCUGGUGACCGGGGAGAUGCCCACCCAGGAGCAGGUGACCUGGGUGUCUCGGGAGUGGGCCCGGCGCGCGGCGCUGCCGUCGCACGUGGUGACCAUGCUGGACAACUUCCCCACCAACCUGCACCCCAUGUCCCAGCUGAGCGCCGCCGUCACCGCGCUCAACAGCGAGAGCAAGUUCGCACGCGCCUACGCCGAGGGCGUCCAUCGCGCCAAGUACUGGGAGUUUGUCUAUGAGGACGCCAUGGACCUCAUCGCGAAGCUGCCGUGCGUGGCGGCCAAGAUCUACCGCAACCUGUACCGGGAGGGCAGCGGCAUCGGCGCCAUCGACCCCAGCCUCGACUGGUCCCACAACUUCGGUAACAUGCUGGGCUACGGCGAGCCCCAGUUCAUCGAGCUCCUGCGCCUCUACCUCACCAUCCACAGUGACCACGAGGGGGGCAACGUCAGCGCCCACACCAGCCACUUGGUCGGCAGCGCCUUGUCCGACCCCUACCUCGCCUUCGCCGCUGCCAUGAACGGGCUGGCAGGGCCCCUGCACGGGCUCGCCAACCAGGAGGUGCUGCUGUGGCUGACGGAGCUGCAGAAGGAGCUGGGCACGGAGGUGUCGGAUGAGAAGCUGCGGGAGUUCAUCUGGAACACGCUCAACUCGGGCAGGGUGGUGCCGGGCUACGGGCACGCGGUGCUGCGCAAGACGGACCCGCGCUACAGCUGCCAGCGGGAGUUCGCGCUCAAGCACCUGCCCCAGGACCCCCUCUUCAAGCUCGUGGCGCAGCUCUACAAGAUCGUCCCCAACGUGCUCCUGGAGCAGGGCAAGGCCAAGAACCCCUGGCCCAACGUGGACGCCCACAGCGGGGUCCUGCUGCAGUACUACGGCCUCAAGGAGAUGAAUUACUACACGGUGCUGUUCGGGGUCUCGCGGGCCCUGGGGGUCCUCUCGCAGCUCAUCUGGAGCCGGGCCCUGGGCUUCCCCUUGGAGCGCCCCAAGUCCAUGAGCACCAAGGGGCUCAUGCAGCUCGUGGGCUACAGAGCCGGGUAGGGACGGGAUGGAU